AUGUCAGCCAGUCACGUCAUAGUCCCCCUCGGUCUCCUCCACAUGAGGAAGAUUCAGAGGUGGUUCGGCCGUCUGCGCCUCGACCCAGUACGCCACAAAGGGCGCGUGCGCACGGUCCCGCCCUCGGUCCAAUCAGACCUGGAGUACUGGGGAACUCCCAGUGUGCUGACAAUGAGGGUUCCCCAGGGCAGAGCCACGUCACACGUCCCGGUGCUCACAGACGCGUCUCUGCUCGGCUGGGGUGGCACGUGCCUGUCUCAGGCCGUGGGAGGACGGUGGGAUCACACCCCGUCUCUCCACAUCAACUGUCUGGAACUAGCCACGGUGCUGAAAGUGGUGAAGCACUUUGCACCGGUGCUGAGGGGCAGACACGUCAUGAUACGAUCAAACAACAUGACAGCCGUCGCGUACAUAUACCGGCAAGGCGGUGUUCGCUCUGCCUGGUUGCUGGAGAUUGCACGGGAACUCCUGCUCUGGGCACAUCAGAACUUGCUCUCCAUCAGAGCCGUACACGUCCCUGGCGAGCAGAACCGCGCCGCGGACCUCAUGUCGCGGGGCAGACCUCAGCCCAACGAGUGGAGGCUGAACCCUGGCACAGACACUGUGGGACAGGUUCGGCCGAGCGGUGGCAGACCUGUUCGCAGCGCGCGGGAACGCGCAGUGCCGCCUCUGGUUCUUGAUCUUGGUUCCCGAACAUGGUUCAGCUGCUGGCGGGGGAUCCCUGGCAGCUCCCCCGAUGGGGAGACGCGCUCUCCCAGCUGGACGGCGGAUCCAGCAGUGCCCUGUGAUCGGCCAGCGGCUGUGGGCCUGGCCCCUGAGCGGGAGUGUCUGGAGAGCAUAGGCUUGCCCCCAGCGGUGGUGCACACUAUUCAGUGCACCAGAGCACAAUCUACUACGGCCUCUUACGCAGCAAAAUGGUCAGUUUUUCAGCAUUGGUGCAUGGAGAAGGACACAGCUCCCACCUCCUGCCCAGUGGCUCAGGUGCUGACUUUCCUUCAGACCCUGGUUGAAAGAAACCUGGCUCUGUCUACUGUAAAAGCGCAUGCUGCCACCAUCUCGUCAUGCCUUGGCGACAGAACCGUAUUCACACACCCACUGGUAAAACGUUUUCUCAGAGGUGUGGGCAGACUGAGGCCCGUGAUGCACACGAUGGCGCCACAGUGGAACCUGCCUCUGGUUUUACGCGCGCUCAACCAGCCUGCUUUUGAGCCCAUGGCACACAUCUCUCUCAAACACCUCUCCCUGAAGACAACGCUUCUCCUAGCCGUGACUUCGGUCAAGUGCGUGGGCAACCUGUGCGCACUUUCUGUCUCACCGGCGUGCCUCCUAAUCUGCGGGGACGGCAGCACGGCCAUUCUCAGACCGAACCCCGCGUAUGCGCCUAAAAUAAUCUCCUCCUCCUACCGAUCCAGGGUUAUUUCCCUGGAGGGGUUCUUCCCUCCUCCUCACAGGGACGAGUCGGAGAGGAACCUCCACACCCUCUGCCUGGUGCGCGCUCUGUCCCACUACGUGGGGCGCACGGCAGUUGUCCGGCAGACACAACAGUUGUUUGUGCAUUACAGAGGCCGCUCUCUCGGGCAGCCCCUGACAAAACAACGGCUAUCCCACUGGCUGUGUGAAGCUAUUACACAGGCUUACGUGACAGCCGGGAACAACCCCCCACCAGACAUCAGAGCCCAUUCUACGCGGGCCAUCGCGUCCUCCACUGCCCUUUUUAGAGGCAUGGCUGUGGAGGAUAUCUACACAGCAGCUUCAUGGGCUUCCCCAUGUCCCUUCACCCGGUUUUACCUUCGGGACACAUCUCAGUUCUCACUGGCUCACUCGGUUCUGAGUAUCGCACGUGACGCUGGGCCCCCUCCCCGUGACGCCACCCCAGCUUACAGAGCUCCCAUCUGCCGGGAGAAGUGUAGCACCAUGCGCAUGGAGGUGGAGUGUGAAAGGCGUGUGGCGGCUCUCUGUAGCCCAGCAAUAGAGCGUGAUUUCCAGGUGUACCAGGGGCACGAGCUCCCAAUGGGAUUUUAA
Messenger RNA from Monopterus albus (swamp eel), 2022 nucleotides. RefSeq lists its product as uncharacterized. Gene Ontology annotation, molecular function: DNA binding. Lineage: Eukaryota; Metazoa; Chordata; Actinopteri; Synbranchiformes; Synbranchidae. The record is from RefSeq and is a predicted model, not a curated record. Gene Ontology annotation, biological process: DNA integration; DNA recombination.